UGAGAACAGUUGUCUAUUGCCUGCUCGCCUUUCACGUGUAUUCGGGUUUUUUGAGUGGAAUACGUGUUUCUGCAGCUCUACCAUGUCCAGGAAGUCAGAGAAACCGAGUCGCAAAUCUCUUCAUCCGAAUCUGGAGAUUAGAGGCCCGACAUUGCCACGACUUCCACCGAUUACUCGCCAGAAACCAUGUCGGUACGAGGAAUUCAAAUCUGAAAUGAGUAACUUUCAGGACAGAUUGUUGGGAAGACCAGGUGCUCUUCAACGGAGUGAAAACUGUCGGAAUAAAGAAAUAUCCAACCUUCAAGAAGCAAGCAGAAAACGGAAGUCCAGGGGACAGAUGGGACAGAGAGGUGACCAUAACGUACUUGACAAGUCCGGCUAUGCUCCAUCGCCUCUAAAUGAGCAGUUAGUUUCAAUGUCAUGCGAAGACAUGAGCAGAAGACGUUACCUGAGUGAGUGUCGUCAUCGUCUUGCGAAAAAAUGGCAAGAACAGAAACAAACAAUGAAGGAGUUCCAGAAGAAAAAAGAGGAAGAACUCAAGGAACUUAAGACGCUUCUCCGGAAAGAGAAAGCGGUCAUGAGACUGAAAGUGAACCGCCCUUCUGUGGUAAUUCACGAAGAGAAGGAGAAUAAUGACCGUUCCUUGAAUAAGGCGAAUAUAUCCAUCUGCCCUGUUCCUUCUCUGGAACCUCUGAAACGGAAAUCUAGAGUCUGCAGGGAGGUUAAGAAGAGUGCUGCUGUGGAAAUUUCCAACGGAGCAGGCAUUUCCGUGCGUGAGCAUGCGUGGCCAGUGUCGAUUCCCGAAGCUCAGAGUAAAAAUGGGUCCAAUAGUAGAAGACAGUUCGGUUCAAAAGUCGUUCUCCCUCCAAUAAAGAGCAAGAUCUCAAAACAAGUAUGGCGCUAGGGGUAUGAACAUUCAGUGACUAUAUGUGUUUCUUCUUGAUGAAGAAAGUACUGUACCUCAGUAACAGGUCAAGAAGACUGUGGAAACGGUCAGACCAUUCAUGCUUGAUUAAGAUGUCCAGAAAUCUGGAUCAUAGUAUGUGUUAUCACUACAAAUAAGUUGGGAACUUCAGUAAGUACAGCUGUUAUGAAACUCAUUCUUUUGUGUG
Messenger RNA from Haliotis rubra (blacklip abalone), 1112 nucleotides. RefSeq lists its product as uncharacterized. The transcript has 4 exons. Lineage: Eukaryota; Metazoa; Mollusca; Gastropoda; Lepetellida; Haliotidae. The record is from RefSeq and is a predicted model, not a curated record. Bases 83 to 904 code for a protein of 273 amino acids.